UCCCGCCGCAUGCGUGCAUCUCUCUACCGGAGUCUCCAGCUUCAGUCCGAUCAUUUGUUGCUGCUCAGCCAUAAACCCUGUACUGUUUUCUUUUUUCCUCCUCUUCUUGUCUCGACGCAUUUGCUUUUCCAUUACGGAUUUUUCUUUUUUCUUUGUCGCUGUGAGAGUGAAUGGAGUAGAAAUGCAGUGGUGACAGAUGCGAAGAAGCAGAUAGCAUUAUUUUUUCCAUGCAUACAUCCUGAGCACACUUUUAUCAGGGUGGUCUUCUGCAUAUGGACCACUGGCACACUGCGUUCUGGCACCGCGGAGUGCAUCUCUAACAGCAUGCGAGCGCUUGGCUGACUACAUCUGAACCGAUGCCUGAGACUGACUGAGUGGUGAACUUGUUGCUGCAGAGCGCAGAACAAUAUUUGGGAGACUUUUCAGAAUUUUGGUUCGUUCUUUUUUUUUUAGUUCCAGGAAAACUGCAGAGUCAGUCGAGGAGUACAGUUAAUGUCAAGUCCAUACAGUGUUACUAUUUUUAAGAACGACCGUGUUUUUAUGUAGGUAAGACUGUUUUCUGUUUUGAAAAGCCCCAGAUAAAGUGCAAAUGCCGGCAACGUACUGAGCUGUACACUGAAAAAGUGAAAGGAAUUCGCUUUACGCACAGACACGAUUUCAAACUGAUCGAUUUCUCUCCUUCAGUCUGUCAUAUAGCACGUUUAGCUGUAUAAUUUUCCAGGCGUUUAUUUUUUGCGUCUUUUCCACAGAUGUCCAUUUACUUUUUCUUGGAUCUCUGAACAGGAAACUAAGCGCCGAAUCGACCGGACAAGCUUGGACGAGCUUGCGCUACAGCUUGCGAGGUCAGCAUGGCGGCCGGCGUUGCAGCCUGGUUACCCUUCGCCCGUGCCGCGGCUAUAGGGUGGAUGCCGGUGGCGAGUGCUCCUAUGCCAGCUCCACCACGGGAGAAAAGACGCGCGCAGGACGGCCUAAUCAUCCUAAACGUGAGUGGCAGUAAGUUUCAGACGUGGCGGAACACGUUGGAGCGGUACCCGGACACGCUGCUGGGCAGCACGGAGCGCGACUUCUUUUACCACGAGGAGACUAACGAGUACUUCUUCGACCGCGACCCGGACAUCUUCCGACAUAUUUUGAAUUUCUAUCGCACCGGGAAGCUGCACUACCCGCGCCACGAGUGCAUCUCUGCGUACGACGAGGAGCUAGCGUUCUUCGGGAUCAUCCCCGAGAUUAUUGGAGACUGCUGCUAUGAAGAAUAUAAAGACCGACGGAGAGAGAACGCUGAGCGUAUUCAAGACGACGAGGACAGCGAUAACAACAAAGACCUCGUGCCGCCGGACAUGACGUUCCGUGAAUCCAUGUGGCGCGCUUUUGAGAACCCGCACACCAGCACCAUGGCCUUGGUGUUCUAUUACGUGACGGGUUUCUUCAUCGCUGUGUCGGUCAUGGCCAACGUGGUGGAGACGGUGCCUUGUGGCAUGACGCCGAACCGCGCCAAGGAAUUAUCCUGUGGUGAGCGUUACGCGCUCGCCUUCUUCUGCCUGGACACGGCCUGCGUCAUGAUCUUCACCGUCGAGUACCUGUUGCGCCUGAUCGCUGCACCCAGCAGGUAUAAGUUUGUCAAAAGCGUAAUGAGCAUCAUCGACGUUGUGGCCAUCAUGCCUUACUACAUCGGCCUGGUCAUGACAGACAACGAGGAUGUGAGCGGCGCCUUCGUCACCCUCAGGGUCUUCCGAGUUUUUCGGAUUUUCAAGUUCUCACGCCACUCUGCCGGCCUGCGCAUUUUGGGCUACACGCUGAAGAGUUGUGCUUCCGAGCUGGGAUUCCUUCUCUUCUCCCUCACCAUGGCCAUCAUCAUCUUCGCCACCGUUAUGUUCUACGCCGAGAAAGGAUCGAACUCGAGCAAGUUCACCAGCAUCCCUGCGGCCUUCUGGUACACCAUCGUCACCAUGACCACUCUGGGGUAUGGAGACAUGGUGCCGAAGACAAUAAUGGGCAAGAUAUUUGGGUCCAUCUGCUCCCUCAGUGGUGUGUUAGUGAUCGCUUUGCCUGUGCCUGUCAUCGUCUCAAACUUCAGUCGCAUCUACCAUCAGAGUCAGCGUGCAGAGAAACGCCGUGCUCAAAAGAAAACCAGGCUUGCUAGAAUUCGUGCCACGAAGAGCUGGGGUGCUAACGCUUAUUUGCAGUACAAACGCAAUGGGCUGCUGGUCGACAGGCUGGCAUCAAAGGAGGCCGGGAAGGCGCUUGUUUGCAAAACUAAUCCUACGUUUGAGACUCAGCAUCACCAUCUCCUACACUGUCUGGAAAAGACUACGAAUCACGAGUUUGUAGAUGAGAAUACGUACGAGACAAGUUGCAUGGAAGUGUCCAUGGUGAAGCCGUCCACCUCGCGCUCCUCCUCCCUGUCGUCCUCUCCUCAUGGUCUGACCUGUUGUUCCCGCCGCAACAAGCGCAAAAGCUUCAACGUGCCCAACUCCAACAUGACUGGAUGCCGCCGGGACAGCGUGCAGGAGCUCAGCACCAUCCAGAUUAGAGAGAGGCCAAUCAGCAACAGCCGUUCCAGUCUGAAUGCCAAGUUCGAUGAGAGGGUGGCGUUGAACUCGGACCAGAUGCCCUACAUCACGGCGGCGGUCAUCAGCAUGCCGACUCCGCCAGUUACCACACCAGAGGGCGGAGACUCGGCCAGUUCGCCCGAUUUCUUGCAGAGCAACAUUGUCCGCAUAUCAGCUCUAUAGACCUACAUUAAGAGGAAUCAACCUGGUGUUUAUUAUUUUUCCCUCUUUCAUUCAGCGAACGGACGCUGGAGGAGCAGGGGAUUGAAAGGGUGAGAGAAAGAGAGAGUGAGAGAGUGAGAGAGAGCACCCUCUCUCAUAGGAGGACCAAUGAGAUGAGACUAAUGAGAACGAAGUCAUGAUCAGAAACCUUUAUUUUAGCUCUUCUUCUUUGUGCUUGGACACUAGAGCCGCCUGGGCCCACAAUGCCGGGUACUAGGGCUUUCCAGUCUUUUCCCAACAGAUUUAUGAGGGACCAUAAACAAUGACCAUAAUUCCCAUGCUUGUUACAAUUUUUUGGAGUAUUGUGUGUCUUUAUAUUUCUAGUCUUAAACUUGCUAGUGCAGAGAAUGAGGUGGAUGCAACAUAAAUUCAGUGCAUAUUGGGGGAGGUUUUUUUGGGUGUUCAUUAGCUAUUGGGUGUCUUUCUAGGGUCUUAGUUUUACUCUAGGAUAUUUACCGUGCUUUUAGAGCGAUCUACUAGAACAGAGCUCCUUUUGAUAUUUGACACUACAUGAAAAAUUGAGGUUUUUAAGGUUGUGUGGAUGUGUGUUCAAUCGUGUGAGUGUGAGUGCGUUUAAGGCUAACCUUUUUUGCAUGUUCUGCAUUUGUGAGUCUGUGUCCUUUCAAGUUUGGCAUGAGCAAUAAGGGGUUUUUUUUCCCUCUGAUGUGCGUGUAUUUUAUUUCUUAACACUUCUUCUUUCCUCUUUAUCUCUUUACUUUAAACAUCUUUUAAAAUUCCUCUCUCGAGACCUGGUUUUAAAGUGUUUAACUGAUCGCUGAUCAUGUAUUCCAAAAAAAAAAUAAAUAAAUAAAUAAAAUAAAUAACCAUUUAAAAAAAAAUCAGGGAACAGCAGUGUGGCUCAUACAGUAAGAGAAUCACUGGACAGUUUAAUGCUUCUUUGAAGCCACACGUGACAUUCCCUCGUCCCUUUUAUAGGAAUUUUUUUUCCUUCUUACCGUCGAGUUCUGAAUGUACUGUGAAUGUUUUUUUCUUUCAGUGUCCCAGUGCAUGAUGUUCUAAAAAAUAUGGGAUAUGGACCAACAAGGCGACUGUCCCCUGAUGUGUCUUUUAUGUUGGAUUGUCUUUUGUCCUUUUGUUGCUCUCAGUGUACGUCUGAAUGAAGCAUCCGUGCAGCGAAUUCAACCUCCAUCCAAAACCCAGUGCUAAUUAAACAAGGACUUAGCCAUAACAUGAGCCCUGAAAAAAAGACACGUUGUGACAAAUUCGUGCCCAAUAAUAGGACAGCGUUCUACAUCGUGGGCUUCUCACCAGAUUAUUUUAUCAGCGCUAUAAUCAUUAGAAGCACUCCUACACGCUGUCGAAUAUCAAAGGGAAUGUACGAAUAAAGGCUGCUCUGAGUCAGAGAAAUGUAUUAGUCAUGUCUCCACGCACCGUCUCGAAUUAGCAAGCCAUUUGCAUAUAAUAUGGAGAGAUUAUUUUAUUCACGUUUAUGCACUUUUUCUCUAAGAGCGUGUAAAGGAGUCAUUAAAAAUAGCCUAAUCCAUACAAACACACACCAUCAUCAGCACUUACUCACUUCCAUUACUGCUUGACCAUGUGACUUAUGCAACAAGGUUCUUUUUUUUGUAAAGACACUUUGUAUUAAAUCAGAUAUGGACUCGGGGGAGGGGGGAGGGUUGGUAGAAUC
Molecule: messenger RNA, 4419 nt
Organism: Tachysurus vachellii
Lineage: Eukaryota; Metazoa; Chordata; Actinopteri; Siluriformes; Bagridae
Gene: kcnd2
Product: potassium voltage-gated channel, Shal-related subfamily, member 2
Exons: 7
Coding region: 849-2732 (627 amino acids)
Biological process (GO): protein homooligomerization; potassium ion transmembrane transport
Cellular component (GO): voltage-gated potassium channel complex; membrane
Molecular function (GO): protein binding; A-type (transient outward) potassium channel activity
Source: RefSeq, a predicted model, not a curated record